UUUUAGUUGUCGUUUGAAUUUCCAGCGGUGCGGUUGUGUUUUGUUAUAUUGAGAACCGGUUUGGACCUACUAAAUUGAAUUGGAAACGUGACGUGCUGCGUCAAAGGCAUAUAUAAUUUGAAACUGUUUACCCAUUUAAACAAAAUACACAUAAUUGAUUUGUGCAACAUGUUGCUCUGGCUGCUUAUCAUUCUGACGCUGCUGUGCGGCUUUAUUUUCACAAAGACAACCAAAGGCAUACCCAAGUCCUGGUUCGAAUGGAAGACUGAGUUCCGCUAUCAGUACUUGGGCAUUGCUGGACUCAUACAUGAUGCACAAUACGCCUCCAGGGAUCGUGUGGCACUUUAUAAACAACCAGAUCGCAUUGCUGUCAUUACGGGCGGCAAUCGCGGCAUUGGCCUGCGCAUUGUAGAGAAAUUACUGGCUUGCGACAUGACUGUUAUAAUGGGCGUUCGGGAUCCGCGCAGUGCCGAAGACGCUGUUGGCGGCAUUGUCGAUCUCAGCCAGACGAAAGGCAAACUGAUUUGCGAACAGCUCGAUGUAGGGGAUAUGAAGUCGGUGCGUGCCUUUGCGCAAAAGAUCUCGCAGACAUAUGCCAAAGUUGAUUUGCUGAUAAACAAUGCGGGCAUUAUGUUCGCGCCAUUCAAGCUGACGGCCGAUGGCUACGAAUCGCACUUUGCCAUCAAUUACCUGGGCCACUUCAUGCUCACCCACCUGCUGCUGCCGAAGCUGCGUGCGGCUGGCAAGCCGGGCAGAAAUGCGCGCAUUGUGAACGUUAGCUCCUGCGUGAAUCUGAUUGGCCGCAUCAACUACAAGGACCUCAAUGGACUCAAAUACUAUUAUCCCGGCACUGCGUACAGCCAGUCGAAGCUGGCACAGAUUCUGUUCACACGCCACCUGCAGACGUUGCUGGAUGCGGAGAAGGCCAACGUGCAGGUGAAUGUGGUGCAUCCGGGCAUUGUGGACACGGAUCUGUUUGAGCACUCGGCCACGACGGCGGUGCCGUUCUUCAAAAAGCUCUUCUUCAAGACGCCGGAGCGGGGCUCACGCACCGUUGUCUUCGCUGCCAUAGAUCCGUCCAUCGAGGGCCAGGGAGGCACCUAUCUGAGCAACGGCGGCAAGGGACCCUUCCACGCGGACGCCAAGCAGCCGGCCAAGUGCGAAAAGUUCUUUGAGCACUCCUGCGCGCUGCUGAAGAUCAAGCAGUACGGCAACGGCGAAUAUCCACUCUAAUAUUAUUUAUGUAUGACAUUUGCUAACAUUCCCCAACUGGUGCAACGUAAUUUUCUGUUAAGUAAUUUCAUGUUUAAUAUCAUCUUAUAUUAAAAAAAAAAAGCUAAAAACAAGAAUAACACAAUUUGAAUAAUUAAAAAAAUGUAUUUGUUUUGUUUUGCAAGCAUGUUGCAUGCCUUCACUUAAAGUCGGAUAAUGUCGGAUAAGUGUGGAUAACAAGGUAUAACUCCAAAUGUAUUUUAAUUCAAUUACGAAUAGUUUCAAAAUAAAUAUGUUACGCUACUCAGAA
This is a messenger RNA of Drosophila arizonae, 1522 nucleotides long. Its product is annotated as polyprenol dehydrogenase. NCBI's taxonomy places the organism in Eukaryota, Metazoa, Arthropoda, Insecta, Diptera, Drosophilidae. The record is from RefSeq and is a predicted model, not a curated record.